Molecule: messenger RNA, 1692 nt
Organism: Oncorhynchus mykiss (rainbow trout)
Lineage: Eukaryota; Metazoa; Chordata; Actinopteri; Salmoniformes; Salmonidae
Source: RefSeq, a predicted model, not a curated record
AUGUAUAUUCUUGUAUGUGGAUCUGAUCGCAUUCAUAAAGACACACUCUUAGAUCUCUUAUUCUUUCAAGGCUGGACUCUGGGCCGUGCUGCAUGCAAGCUAGGCACAUUCCUGCUCUACCUCAGCCCUUAUGCUAACGUGCUAACGGUUACUCUACUCGGUGUCCAGCGCUACCUCCAGGUCCUCUACCCGCAGAUGUGGAACAGGCUGGGGCGCAAGGGGGAGGCGGUGCUGCUCCUGGCCUUUGUCACUCGUGAUAGCGAGCUCAAGUGCCAGCGACACACGGGCUCCGAUGCUGAAAUAGUUGCUGUCCUCGUCUUUGAGAUAGUUUUAUGGUUUGUGAUUCCGUUCUCUGUGCUGGUCACGUCCUACUGCCGCCUCCACCGGCGGGUGAACCAGACGGCGCUGUUCAGCAGUGCCAAGAUGACGCGGCUGGUCACCAGUGUGGUGGUCGCCUUCUUCAUCCUCUGGAUCCCUGUGCACAUUGUCAAUGUGGUGGACAUCGCCGGCAUUGUGCUGCAGACUUCCUGGCCAGAGGCAUCGGCAGCGCUGCUGAAACACAGAAGCGUGGCAGCGCGUGUCGUCCGGAGCUUUACGUUUUUUAACAGCUGCCUGGACCCCUUCCUGUACGCCUUCGCCUCGCGGAGGAUCCGUGAGCAGCCCAAGUCGUCGUCGAGCGAAAGCAGGAUGCAGGUCACAAAUAUCUGAUGUAUGAUGCUCUGCUCUGCUGGUGUGACUAAAGGCAUGUGACUGGAAUGCCAACCCCUAAUUCUAACCCUCAGCCUACCCAUAAUCAAACCCCUCACCCUAAACUUAACAAGUCAGGGUACUCUCAAAAAUAAAUAGCUUUUUUUUAGGGGUUCUUGACUUUGAUUUUAGAGCAGCCAAAUAAGAGGCCCAUUGCCCUUGCUAUUUUGUCCUCAACAAAACCUACAUUUUGGUUUGCUGACUAUAGGCUGUACUUUCUAGGUAUCCAUAGGUUAGCCUAGAUUUAUUUCGGGGAUCUAACGCCCUUCAAGCUUGACCUCCAUUGGUCAAAGCCUAAAUUGUAUUGCUUCUGUCAGGUUUCCCAUGAAUAAAUUGGUUAGACUUGUCUAUGGACAAUGUUACUGUACAUAUCUCUCAAUGUAUUCUGCAAAAAUUGAAAUUUGUGUGAACAUACUGGGACCACUAAGGAAACAGAGCUGUAAGAAAUGCUUGAUUUUGCAGGAAAUGUUGAACAACAUUCAGAAAGGUGUAGAUUUUUUGGGAAAAUCACCCUUUUCAGAACACAAAUGCAUGAAUGUUGACCCUGUCCAAACCCAACUUCCCAACUAUUCAUCACCGACUCAACAACUUUACGCCUCCAACCCAGAAAGAGUGAAUACAGUCAUAUUGAUUCCAUUCAAGUGUAACGGUUGUCGUCGGGAGAAAGAGAGGACCAAGGUGCAGCGUGGUAAGUAUUCAUUGUAAUUUAAUAAAGAAUGAAUACAGAAACAAAACACGACAGACAAACAGUCCUGAACGGUGCAUCAAAACACAGAACAGAAAAUAAACACCCACAAGUCAAAAGUUAAACCAGGCUACCUAAGUAUCAUUCUCAAUCAGGGACAACGAUUGACAGCUGCCUCUGAUUGAGAACCAUACCAGGCCGAACACGAAAUCCCAAAACAUAGAAAAAGGAACAUAGACAACCCACCCAACUCACGCCCU